This is a messenger RNA of Rhodotorula graminis WP1, 1885 nucleotides long. RefSeq lists its product as uncharacterized. The transcript is spliced from 5 exons. The record is from RefSeq and is a predicted model, not a curated record. Gene Ontology annotation, molecular function: mRNA binding. The coding region runs from base 21 to 1778 and encodes 585 amino acids. Gene Ontology annotation, cellular component: nucleus. Lineage: Eukaryota; Fungi; Basidiomycota; Microbotryomycetes; Sporidiobolales; Sporidiobolaceae.
CUGAAAGCACUGCUGCUGCCAUGAGUGCCCAGACUGCCGCCUCGGACUCGCUCAAGGACGCCGUCCUCACCCAGGUCGAGUUCUACCUGAGCAACUCGAACCUGCCGUUCGACAAGUUCCUGUUCGGCCUGUGGUCGACCGCCCACCACGACCCGGCCGCCGUCAUCGCCAAGACGCCCGCGCCCGAGGGCUCGCCCAAGGACUCGCACUCGGAGCACAACCGGUUCCACCUCGGGUGGCUCCCGCUCGACAAGCUCGCGUCGUUCAAGCGCAUGCAGCCUUACCUCGAGCCCCCGCCGGCCGGCCUCGGCAGCGUCGACGCCAUCGCCGACGUCGUCAAGUCGUCGUCGCUCGUCGAGGUGCACAAGUUCGGCGCCGAGGGCGAGACGGGCGCCGGGUGGUACGUACGCCGCAAGAGCCCGCUUACCAAGCCGGCCGACGCCAUGGAGCGCUCGGUGUACGCCAAGGGCUUCCCGGAAACGGAGAAGGAUGGCGAGACGGACGAGGAGCGCGAGAAGGUGCGCGCCGACGAGCUCGAGCUCCAGAAGAAGCUCGAGGCUUGGGCGCGCGACCUCGACGUCGGCAAGAUCCUGAGCCUGCGCAUGCGCCGCGAGGACAAGGUCACCGAGGGCAAGGCGCCGCUCAAGGGCAAGGGCAAGUUCAAGGGUUCCGUCUUCAUCGAGUUUGCCGAGAAGGCGUCGGCCGACAAGUUUGUCGCGCUCGACCCCAAGCCGACGUUCGAGGGCAAGGAGCUCGAGAUCAUGUCCAAGUGGGACUAUGUCGAGAUGAAGCGCAAGGUGUACGCGCCCGACUCGAAGCCGAUGGCGCGCGAGGGCAAGGACGCGAUCCCCAAGAACCCGUACUCCAAGUCGAGCCGGCCGUUCAACGCCUGGGCCGAGCACCUCGUGUCGGACACGGACGGCUGGCCCGUCAAGCCGUCGGCGGCGGGCGCCUCGCGCGACGCGACGACCAACGGCAAGAAGCGCGCCGCCGAGGACGGCGUCGACGAGCGCGAUAUCUUCUACGACGGCGUCAAGUUUACGGCGCGUCGCACGGGCGGCAAGGCGGGCUCGAUCGAGCUCGUCGACGAGGACAAGAUCGGGACGGGCGAGGGCCAGUGGCCCAAGGGCAAGGUCCUGCGCUUCACCGUCUCGAAGAAGGACGGCUCGACCGACGGCGGCAAGGAGGACGGCGAGCAGUUUGACUUUGUCGCGCUCAAGAAGCGCAUCGAGCCGAUCGCGCGCCCGGGCUACGUCUCGCUGUUUGACGGCGCGCGCCCGGUCGCCAACCUCCCCGGCUCGUCGUCGGCGUCGGCCGACAAGGACGCGCCGAUGCAGGACGCCAAGUCCGAGUUCCCGACCCGCCUCACGGCCCCGCCGACGAUCGCGACCGCGUCCGAGGAGAAGAAGGACGACGCCGCCCCGGCCGCCGCCGCCGAGUCCAAGGGCGCGAGCGGCGCGCAGCAGUACCCGGCCAAGGGCCAGUCGUCGUUCAAGGACGUCCUCUCGGAGGACCAGUUCGAGACGCUCAAGAAGGAGGUCUCGGAGGUCAACGGCCGCAAGAUCGAGUGGGUCCGCGUCUCGGAGGCCGACGAGCGUGCCCACCAGCUCUCGCGUGCGCGCUUCCACGCCCAGCAGGCGUUCGACCCGCGCGACGGUGGCUUUGGCGGUCGCGGCGGCGGGCGCGGUGGCCGUGGCGGCCGUGGCGGCAACCGCGGCGGGCGCGGAGGCCGCGGCGGCAACCGUGGCGGCGACAGCAAGCGCCAGCGUCGCGACUAAGGGGUCCUGGGCUCGGGUUCCGAGGGAGGAGGGUCUGAACGUCGAAAACUAGCCGCAUUGUUAUCUGUCGUUCGGCGUGCAUUCACAGCCUUGUCAUUCCUGUGUCA